Molecule: messenger RNA, 960 nt
Organism: Nerophis lumbriciformis (worm pipefish)
Lineage: Eukaryota; Metazoa; Chordata; Actinopteri; Syngnathiformes; Syngnathidae
Source: RefSeq, a predicted model, not a curated record
AUGUUUCUGUACAUCCUGGUGGUGCUGGCUGUUUGGCUUGUCUACAGAUGGUUCCAGGAGUCCAAACGUGUGGGGCACAACGGGGACAAAUUUGUCUACAUCACCGGCUGCGAUACCGGCUUCGGUCAUCUCCUAGCCAAGCACUUGGAUAAGCUUGGUUUCCACGUGAUCGCUGGCUGUUAUACGGAGAAAGGAGAAGAUGAGCUGAAAAAAUCCUCCUCUUGCAAACUCACCACUCUUCGUUUAGAUGUUUCCGACUCUGCAAGCGUCAGACAGGCAACAGUGCAAAUUGACGCUCUCGUAGGGCAGAAAGGACUGUGGGCCGUCGUGAACAAUGCUGGCAUCUCAGAACCGGCAGCUCCCACAGACUGGCUCACUGUGGAGGACUACAAGCGCAUGAUAGCUGUCAAUCUAGUGGGGGUGAUUGACGUGACCCUCAGCGUCCUCCCUCUCAUAAAGAAGGCCCGAGGCAGAGUGGUGAACAUCGCCAGCGUAUUUGGUCGAAUCAGCCCGUUCGGCGGCCCGUACUGCGUGACCAAACAUGGUGUGGAGGCCUUUAAUGACAGCCUGCGUUUGAACUUGGCACCGUUUGGAGUCAAGGUGUUGUGCAUCGAGCCAGGCUUCUUUAAAACAAAUGUCACCAAUCCAGAACUCUUGGAAAAAAAUGGAAGAAGGGUAUGGGAGAGAUUGCCUCAAAAAGUGAAAGAUGACUACGGACCAGACUAUGUGCAGAAUGCAAUCAAAACAUUUCUUGCCGCAUGUACCUUCCUGUCGGACGGUGACCUGAUGAAAGUGAUUAACUGCAUGGAGCACGCCAUUGCCGCUGUCCACCCUCGCACACGCUACUCGCCCGGAUGGGACGCCAAGUUCCUCUGGUUGCCUUUGUCCUACGUGCCCACCUUCAUUACUGAUGGCCUCAUUUCUAAACUCAGCCCCAGGAUUCAUGCAUCUGUAUACUAA